Messenger RNA from Rhododendron vialii, 645 nucleotides. RefSeq lists its product as uncharacterized. Lineage: Eukaryota; Viridiplantae; Streptophyta; Magnoliopsida; Ericales; Ericaceae. The transcript has a single exon. The coding region runs from base 1 to 645 and encodes 214 amino acids. The record is from RefSeq and is a predicted model, not a curated record.
AUGACACGACAGACACCUUUGACACCUCUACCGCUAGGGGAGUUUGCCUAUAACAACCGUUACCAAGCUAGCAUCGGGAUGGCCCUUUAUGAAGCAGUGUACGGACAACCAUGUCGAUCACCCAUCUAUUGGACCGAGGUUAGAGAAGAUGCUCUGUUUGGAUCUGAGCUAGUCCGAGAAACUACUGAGAAGGUAAAGGUGAUCAGGGAGCGACUUUUGACUUCGCAGAAUAGACAAAAGAGUUAUGCUGACAAGAGAGUAAGGCCUUUGACAUUUAGCAUGGGAGAUCACGUAUUCUUAAAAAUCAAGCUGCGAAGGGGAAUCAUCCGAGUUGGCAAGAAAGGGAAGUUAUCGCCUCGCUACAUUGGUCCUUUCGAAAUUUUGGAGCAAAUUGGAGAGAUAAGCCUACUUUACCGCCGCAGAUCGCCAAGUUCACGUCUUUUCCAUGUUUCUAUGCUACGGAAAUAUAUGGCUCAUCCCACUCACGUGCUCAAUUGGGAGGAAGUCACACUGGAUGAGGAUACGACUUUUGAGGAUCAGCUAAUGGAAAUCCAGUAUCAUGGAGAAAAGGUUACCAGAGGGCGAACAAUCAAACUAGUCAGGGUUUUAUGGCGACACUGCGGACUAGAGGAGUCAACUUGGUAA